AUGGAGAGGCGUCUCGGCGCGCGUGCUCGAUAUCGAGCAGACCAUGAGGCUGCUGCAAAAACCAUCAUCUCAUACGUCAGCAGAGUCUCCCGCAUUGAGGGUGAUGGAGAGUUCACAUUCACCUAUAACAGCCCGCUUCUUAGAACGACGCCCGCCCUGGAGAUUCAACUCAUACCAGAAGAUUUCACUGGCUAUCCAAACGAUCACUUUUUCCUGGCAUUCACAAGCAGCCAGGAUGCGCCUCCCUGUGUCGCCAAGACACUUGAAGACUUUGUCUCCGAGUCAUAUGGACUCAAAGUCAAGGAUGCGGUGACUUUUCUUGCUGAAAGACUUACCGCCUCUCUCGAUCGAGAUUCGAACAGCCGUUUAGCUGAAUCUGAUGAAGCCCCGGAUGUUCCCAUGACAUCUGAAGAAAGCCCAUCUCCAGGUACCGACGAUGAAGACGAGGAAUUUGGAGAUAUCGACUGGAUUAAUGACUCCGACGAGGACAUCUUCGACCUAACUACAACCAACGUUCAUUUGACCCCUGGAGCAAGCGAACACGUAGUUCUUCAUGGGGGAGUAUCCAAUCGCAUUCGCAAAGAUUUCCGUGCAGUCCGCGAGGGAGGUUUCCUGAUCAGCAAAUUGGUCGGCUUCGACUUACACACAAGAGAUAACAUUGUUUCAAUUUCCGCCCGCGUUGAUAAGUUAUGCUUGUCCGAAGAGAAUUUAUCUGCUUGGAACUUACAGGCGACCGAUUUUCUUGUUCUUCUGAUCAAGUAUCAGGGAUAUUAUACAACAUUUGAGCAAGCUUUGAGCAAUCCGACAACAAUGCCCCCCAUCGACUUCCGCCUCAGGAAGUGCUCCCAGUACAAGCCAACUCUAGAGCAAGCAUACCAGGCCUUCUCUGUGCUGAAUUAUUCUUUGGAUUCCUCCACCACACAGAGUUGCAGUGGCAAGGCACCAGAAAUCAGCUUACUGAGCGUUGGAGGUUCGAUCGACAUUUUGAUGAAGGAAGAGUUCAUCCGCUUGCUGAGGUUGAGAUGCGAGCAAAACUUGACGUGGGAUGGCGCGAAGAAGAUAUUGGCCAGAUCGAAAAAUGGUUCCCAUGUCAAGCAGAAGGAUACCCCGACCAAUAUCAUGCCGACUGAAACCAACACCGAUCUCAUGGAAGACGAAGAUCAUAACAAGCUACCAGCUUUCAUUGCCAAGGAAAAUGUAAAAUCGGACAGCGAAGCUUCUUUGCCGCUCAUCGCAGCACAGUUUGCCAUGCGUCACUUCAUCCGAUCUACCGACUAUUGCAUGGUCUGCUUCGAAAAGGUUGGUGUGAAUUUCGAAGCCCUCAAGCCUUAUGUCUGCAGCAACCCGUUGUGCCUCUUCCAGUACAUGAACAUGGGGUUGGGCCCGAGUAUCGACAUUGAGGUCUUAAAGCACCCCAACGUGGUCGACCUGCUAAUCAGUUUCUGUUGGGCUGCUUUGAACCAAGACCAAAGCAACAGAAGAAACCAGUUUGACGCUGCAAGGUCUUCGACCACCUUUCGCGGAUGCCUACGAGAAUACCCGGACGGUCUAAACCUACUGGUCCCAAAAAUUAUCUCCGAACAGUAUGAGAUGUCUGGGUCGCGCAGGGAGGUCAAACUCGAAGACACGAACAUGAAGCUGAUCGACCCAAUCAGUGGUAAUUACAACAGUCAGACGUCGACAAUGACUCUUGAUGAAGCAGCGGACAUGGACCAAGUUCGCCUUGGGGAGUGGGUGGCAAUCGUGGUGCCAACCAGCGGAAAGAGCAUCGUUCGGCACGGUUGCAUAGAGACAGCCGAAAGCCGCGAUGUCGUUAUCAAAGUACAUGCGGAACAUACGCUUCCUAUUUCCAGUUGCCAGAGCUCUUCCGGUAUUCCGGCUGCUAAUCCUCCCUCCCUACCCGCUUUCCUGCUCUCUUAUAACCAAAGUGUGGAUGACCUUGAAUUUAUCGCAGAUAAGGCCAAGUCAUUAAUGCUGCUUCUGGCGACGACACCAUCAAUUGGAGAGAUGCGUGGCUACCUGAGGCAGUCACCGAAGAAUCGAUUAGAGAAGUGGGACAGGAUGAACCCUUCGGUGUCGAGGCUCGUCCGCUGGAUCGUCGCAUCCAACCGGUCGUCGAUCGUACAGGUCGACAACGUGGCCAUAGUGGGCGAUGAUAGGGAAGACGCAGCUUCCCUAGCUCGUCCUAGUGAGCGAAUUUCCGGCGUCGACGGGAUGAUCCAGUUCCGUUUUGCACAAGGAUCGCCUGAGAAGGAGGUCAGCUUCGACAAGGAGUUGAAGACGGUUAUAAAACCGCAGAAGACAAUUCUUGGCUGGCACGGCAGCAACCUCGUGAACUGGCAUAGUAUUAUCCGCAAUGGCUUGGAUUUCAAAGUCAUUGCGAACGGCCGAGCCCAUGGUAACGGUGUUUACUUUGCCAGGCACUUCGAUUACAGUGCGAGCUACGCAUCCGCCGCCAGGGUUCAACACCAUGCGAUCUCGUCUUCAACCAUGUACUCUACUGCCUCUGCGUGGCCCAACUCAAAGCUACAAAUCCAGAGCGCGAUGAGCCUGAACGAAAUUGUCAACAAGCCGUCCGAAUUCGUGACUAGAGACGCUGGAGGAGGAAUCUACGUUGUUGACAAAGAACAUUGGAUUCAGUGUCGUUACCUCUUCGUGAAGCCUGGAAACCACGUGUUGGAAAGCAGGACCACCAGACAAGAUCAGACAUCCACACCUUUCCUACAAGAUGCAGCGUACACUGCACUAGGACCUAACAACCUGGGCAUUUCGGUCCCCAUCAAGGCUAUCCCUUCCGCCCAUAUCAAUCUGCUGAAGGCCAACUAUACACUGACAAAGCAAAAUGCGCUGGGCCACACCAUGACUCAUGGUGAGGGCGAUGAGGAAGAGGACCCUGAAGACAUUGAGUUUCUCUUCAAAGACUCCACAUCUGAUGGACGAGACCAUAAUGGUCUCGCUGCUCCUAAAGACGCAGCAUCACUCCUCUCAGUCGACAAGACCGAUUUCCGACCUGGAACCCUGGAUCUCUCAAGCUUACCUCAAUUGUCUCCUCCCGGAUACGCCACACCCCUAGGUCAGAAGACGAUUGGCCAGGAGAUCAAGAAGUUGCAGCAUCUUCAGGCAACUACUCCAGUACAUGAAUUAGGCUGGUACAUUGACUUUGAUCAAAUUUCCAACAUGUUUCACUGGAUUGUCGAGCUUCACUCCUUUGACCCUGAGUUGCCCUUGGCCAAGGACAUGAAGAAAGCCAAUGUCACCAGUAUCGUCCUCGAGAUUCGCUUUGGUCGAGAAUUCCCAAUGUCGCCACCUUUUUUGCGCGUCAUCCGCCCGCGUUUCCUACCAUUUCAGUCCGGCGGCGGCGGCCAUGUCACCAUCGGUGGCGCCAUGUGCAUGCAACUCUUGACCACCAGCGGUUGGUCGCCUGCCAACAGUAUGGAAAGUGUUCUCUUGCAAGUCCGUUUGGCUCUGUUAAGCGAUGAUCCUCGACCUGCCAAGCUGGCGCUGACUAAAGCUAUGGGUGUUGGUAAGGAUUAUGGCAUCUCCGAGGCGUACGAUGCGUUCACUCGCGCUGCUUCGGCACACGGCUGGGAAGUGCCCAAGGAUCUGCAAGAGACCACAACGGCCAUGAUGUGGAACUUGAACUUGUAG
Pestalotiopsis fici W106-1 is the source of this 3648-nucleotide messenger RNA. RefSeq lists its product as uncharacterized. Gene Ontology annotation, molecular function: NAD+ poly-ADP-ribosyltransferase activity. The record is from RefSeq and is a predicted model, not a curated record. The transcript has 2 exons. The coding region runs from base 1 to 3648 and encodes 1215 amino acids. Lineage: Eukaryota; Fungi; Ascomycota; Sordariomycetes; Amphisphaeriales; Sporocadaceae.